Ictalurus furcatus (blue catfish) is the source of this 2521-nucleotide messenger RNA. RefSeq lists its product as uncharacterized. The coding region runs from base 1013 to 1735 and encodes 240 amino acids. Lineage: Eukaryota; Metazoa; Chordata; Actinopteri; Siluriformes; Ictaluridae. The transcript has 3 exons. The record is from RefSeq and is a predicted model, not a curated record.
AGGGAGAGAGACAGACAGACAGAAAGAAAGAGAGGGUGAGAAUCGGGGAAAGGGAGAGACAGAGAAGGACAAAAACAGACAAAAAGAAUGACAAACAAACAGAGAGAGAAGGACAGAAAGAGGCAGAUGGAGGGAGACGGACAGACAGACGGAGACAGAGAGAGAUGACGGAGGGAGGGAGGGAGACAGACAGACGGAGUGAGAUAAAUGGGGAAAAGGAGAGCGGGACGGACAGGGAGACAGAGAGAGAGACAGACAGGGAAGGACAGAACUGAAGUGACUGUUUUAUCUACAGCUUUAUUUCUAUUCACCUACUUUCACGUUCAGGUCAGGGGACUGUGAGGCCCAUUCCAACAGCUUCUGCUGGCAUUUCUUGAAGAAGUUCAGGGUGGAUUUGAGAAUUUGCUGAUAUUUCCUGCGACGUGCAUCGUUUCCUGCGCUACUGGCUUCCACACGAGCCCAAAACAUAAACGCUCCACCCGCUUAACCGCGGACAGGGCGUUCUUUUCGUCAACGACGCCACAAACCUUUUGCUGAGUUCAAAGGUGACUGCAGUAUAAAGUCCGUCCAACUGUGGCAGAAAGCACUCGUUUCCAAAACGCCUCUGGCUUGUCUACGUGUCAUUCAGUUGCUGACGUUUGUGAUGAGGUCACAACUUUUGACUUUUGUGACUAGGUAAGGAAUCCAUUCUGAUGACUCUUCCAUGCAGAACACGUUUGUGCAAGCGAUGCUGCAGAGUAAAACAGUGCACCACCGCUCCUGUAUCGACUGAACCUUCAGUAUGCUUUGGGAGUUUCGCUUGGUCCUUCUUCCCAGUAUACUGCCAUUUCAAUCUGGGUUUUCUCAGCCUCCCAGAUCUCGCCUCGAAAUCCACAGCUCCAGUUAAGUGCCAUUUCCUAACGCCAUUUUGGACAGUGGAAACUACCAGAAGUACUCCGACAGACGAUGAAGGAGCCAAAAAAAGAAGCCGGAAAAGAAAACGGAGAAGACAAAGAAGAAGCUGAAAAAGAAGAUGAAGAAGAAGAAGCCGAAAAAGAAGACGAGGAAGAAGAUGGAGAAGACGACGGAGAAGAAGACGAGGAAGAAGAUGGAGAAGAAGACGGAGAAGAAUACGGAGAAGACGACGAGGAAGAAGAUGGAGAAGAAGAUGGAGAAGAAUACGGAGAAGAAGACGAAGAAGAAGACGGAGAAGAUGGAUAAGAAGACGAAGAAGACGACGAGGAAGAAGAUGGAGAAGAAGACAGAGAAGAAGACGGAGAAGACGAGGAAGAAGACGGAGAAGAAGACGGAGAAGAAGACGAGGAAGAAGAUGGAGAAGAAGACAGAGAAGACGAGGAAGAAGAUGGAGGAGAAGACGAGGAAGAAGAUGGAGAAGAAGACGGAGAAGAAGACGAGGAAGAAGACGGAGAAGAAGACAGAGAAGAAGACGAGGAAGAAGAUGGAGAAGAAGACGAGGAAGAAGACGAGGAAGAAGACGAGGAAGAAGACGAAGAAGAAGGAUAAGAAGACGAAGAAGACGGAGCAGAAGACAGAGAAGACGACAAGGAAGAAGACGGAGAAGAAGACAGAGAAGAAGACAGAGAAGAAGACGGAGAAGAAGACAGAGAAGAAGACAGAGAAGAAGACAGAGAAGACGACAGAGAAGAAGACAGAGAAGAAGACGGAGAAGACGACGGAGAAGACGACGGAGAAGAAAAUGCACGCACCCACCAUUUUAGCGAGAGUGCAUAAGUGACAGUGACAGCCCCGAAAUAAAAUGCUGACUGCUAAUAAAUGUUUCUGCCUACACACAAACAAGGUGUCCUUUGAAAGCACCAGAUUCAAAAUUGCACACUAAAUUCUAUUACAUGAAAUUAAAUAUAUGAAAUGCAAGCAGAUAUUCUAAAUGAUCCAUUUAAUUCUUUCAGUGCUGUUUUCUACACUAAAUCACACUGUUUGUCUCUCAGUCUCUUUCCCUGCAGAUGAUGAUCCUCUGAUUGAUAAUCCAUUGAAAUUAUUUUGCACCUGGCAUGUAUUAUGCAUACAAGUAUUCCUGACCCCUUAUUCAGAUAGAUAAGUGCCCCGUUAUCGAGUCAUUGUAUUAUCAUAAUGACCACAAAAAGACUAUUCAUAUUCAACACUUCAUCAGUUUGCAGGAACAUUAACAUUUUUGGGCACAACAAUAGUUGCCUUAUACCCUCCACCCCCACUUCCCCAAAAAAAAUAACAAUCUGGGUCUUCCCAUAAGUAUGUGAAUGCUAUUGCUGUGACUUUGAGAUCAUUCAAAUCAGUACGUAUUUAAAAGCGUACACCGUCUACAAUGAGAACUUUACGGAUUUAGCCUUAAAGAAGUAUUUGUUGCAGUGACCAAAUCACCAAAGACCUCACUGACUGCACCAUCAAAAUGUACUUUACUCUUUUAAACUGAAAUAAAUAUAUAAAUGAAUAUAUACUAAUUUGUAAGAAAUAUUAAAAGAAAAUAAAAAGAUAUUCCAUCCAAACUGACCCAAAAAGUAACACUCCAAAUAACACAAAAACAGAG